Messenger RNA from Mercenaria mercenaria, 5676 nucleotides. Its product is annotated as kinase D-interacting substrate of 220 kDa B-like. Gene Ontology annotation, molecular function: protein binding. The transcript has 26 exons. The coding region runs from base 193 to 5097 and encodes 1634 amino acids. Lineage: Eukaryota; Metazoa; Mollusca; Bivalvia; Venerida; Veneridae. The record is from RefSeq and is a predicted model, not a curated record.
UUUAAAUAUUGAGAGUAUACAAUUUAAUAAGUGAGCAUCAGUAAAACUUGAAGGAAGUAUUUGGUUAUUAUUGUUUUUAUUUGGCAGGGGAUUGUUUAGACUGAAGAUUUUUUGACACAAUGAGUGGAACUACCUGGUGCUGAACUUAUUGCAUUCAGUGGUUGGCUAUAACAAGAUAUAAGGAGUAUAGUGAUGGCACUUGUCGGUUUCCGGUCACAGAUGUUAUGGGAGAACAUCAGAAAAGGAGAUCUCUCAGCGGUUGUCAAUCUCUUAGAGAACGGAACUAUCAACUUGGAGGAGAGGGAUGAGAAUGGACAGACAUUUUUGAUGGUAGCAUGCCAACAAGGGGAGAUAAGUCUAGCUAGAGAGUUACUGGAUGCUGGCAUUGAUCCUAAUGCCACAGAUAAUGACAACUGGACAUCCCUGCUGUAUGCUGCUAAGGAUGGUUACCUGGAGGUCUGUAUAGAACUGCUGGAGAGAGAUGCUGAUAUAGAACACAGAGAUCUGUGUAACUGGACAGCUUUAAUGUGGGCAGCAUACAAGGGAAGAAAUGAGGUGGUGCAAGAAUUGCUUGACAGAGAUGCUGACCCAAAUAUUAAGGCAGAGCAAAACAUGUCCUGUUUAGGCUGGGCAGCUGGGAGAGGUCACUUAGGUGUGGUGAAAGCACUGCUUGAAAAAGGAGCUAGGGUGAAUAGCACCGACAAGUAUGGUACUACACCACUGAUAUGGGCAUGUAGGAAGGGUCAUGCAGAGAUAGUAUCAGAACUGCUACACCAUGGUGCUCUAGUAGACAACACAGGAAUGGACUCCCUAACUGCAUUGCUUGUGGCUACUAAAGGAGGCUAUACCGAGGUUGUUCAGGCUCUGGUAGAACAUGACCCCAAUGUUAAUGCAGUUGACAAGGAUGGUUUCACAGCUCUAACUAUAGCUGCAAAGGAAGGCUAUGAAGACAUUGUACAAGAACUGCUGCCUAAAGAUGCUUAUGUCAACAUAGCUGAUAGAGUUGGGGACACUAUAUUGAUACACGCUGUGAAGGGGGGCUAUACUGGUAUAGUUAGAGCUCUACUCAACAGAUAUGCUGAUGUAGAUGUAGAAGGCAAUGAGAGGAAGACAGCACUGUAUUGGGCAGUAGAAAAGGGUCAUGCAGACAUUGUCAAACUGCUGCUGGAAAAUGAUGCAGAUAUGGAAAUAUCUACAAAAGAUGGUGACACACCCCUGAUGAGAGCUGUCCGUAACAGGAAUGAGCUGAUAGUAAGGAUACUGCUAGACAAAGGAGCAAAAGUUGCCGUGUAUGAUAAGAAAGGUGAUACAGCCCUGCAUAUAUCAUUGCGAGCAAGAAGUAAGCGUAUAACAGAGUUGUUGUUGAGAAAUCCACGUAACAGUCGAUUGUUGUACAGACCAAACAAGGCUGGAGAAACACCAUACAGCAUUGAUGCUUAUCAUCAGAAGGGCAUCCUAACACAGAUACACGGACAUCGACAACUAAAUGCGAGUGAUGGAGAGAACUUAUUAGGAUAUGAAAUCUAUAGCAGUUCCUUGGCUGAUAUAUUGAGUGAACCAUCACUGAACACUCCUAUCACUGUAGGACUGUAUGCCAAGUGGGGCAGUGGAAAAUCUUUCCUGAUUGACAAACUGAAAAGCGAGAUGAAGUCAUUUACCAAGGCCAAUGAUGACAAUCAGCUGACCUUCACCUUGAGUUUGUUUAUAUUUCUCUUCAUUGUGAACAGUAUCAUAGGUUCAGUCCUUGCACUGUCCUUGGAGGACUGGAGAGUCGGACUCGGAGUUGGUCUAGGUCUCUUUGUUUGGGAAUAUGGAUUUCUAGGUAUAAUUUGGAUAUGUUCAACACGAUACAAUGUACACUUCGCUCGAAGAAUAAGUUUGGCUAUAGGGAAACGCUUACAGAUUCUUACAUUACUGCUGCAGAUUUUGUUUUGUAAUCCAGUCAGUAGGUCCAGCUCCAAUACAGAUGUUCCACUCGUCAAGUUUUUGUUUUCUGAGAGUACAAAGUUAACAAGUGUUGGUGGGGAGAAAGCCCUAGCGGCAAUGAUAGCUGGACUAAGUGAGUCUGUAGAGAAAGAGUUUGGAAUGAUCUCUGCUAGACUGUUUGGAGUCUUAAAACAUGUUUCAGAUAAGAAUUACAUUGGACGUUUCAAGACUGUUUGCUGUAUUCCAAUAUUUGUGAUUGUUGGGUUUGUCCUACUAUGUCUAAUUGUAGGCAUAUCAUUGUUAGUGACUUGUCAAUUUGAAGAUCGUACUGUUAACGGUCUGAUGAUUGCACUUGCUGCAGUUGUUGGUUUAUCGUUGCUUAGCAACAUCCAUAAUAUAGGUAGAGCUUUCCUAUCAAUGUGCAUUCCACAGAGACGUAGAAUAAUGAAAGCGGCUGAGCGUGUACAUCAUAUAAAAAUAGACGGAUUUAUGCAGAUAUUGAAAUAUGAAGUGGGCUUGAUGAACAGACUUGUAAUGUCCAUAGAUAAAUUUACCAAGAACACGACACGUUUAGUGGUAAUAGUGGAUGGGUUAGACAGCUGUGAACAGGAAAAAGUUCUCCAAGUUUUGGACAUCAUUCAUUCACUGUUUAAUGUAGAAAAUUCCUCAUUUGUUGUGAUUCUUGCUGUAGAUCCACAAAUCAUCAUAAAAGGCAUAGACCAGAACUUGAAGUCUGUUUUUCAUGAUACAGCAGUGAAUGGAUUUGAUUAUUUACGUAAUAUAGUUCACCUACCAUUUUACUUACAAAGUCAGGGAUUACAAGCUAAAAAACAGCGGUUAACGAAGAGCGUAUCUACAUACGAUGUGAAUCAUGAGUCGCCGACACACAACCAUAAAGCUUACAGGGGUGAAACAAAGACACGUAAGGACUCGACUGUGUCCGGGUUCUCAUUGUGUGAAGCAGUCUACCAGCACCAAGAUUCCACAGUAUCACAGAUCUCUGGUUUCUCAGUAGUAGAUCCAAGCAUCAAGAAGGGUCGGGCAAAACCUCGUACUGACAGUUUGUCACAAGUAACACACUCCAACUUCGAUAUCUCCCAUACUCUCACAAAGAACGACUAUUUCAGUGAUAUCAACCCUAAAAGUAUGAGACGAUUGAUGAAUAUUGUAGCAGUUACAGGACGUUUGUUGAGAGCGUAUAACAUAGAUUUCAACUGGUAUCGUUUAGCAGCAUGGGUAAACCUGGUGGAGCAAUGGCCAUAUCGACUUUCCUGGUGUAUUCUCUACUUUGAAGAACAUGAUGACCUCAGUGAUGAUGUCACAUUGAAGUUUAUCUAUGACAAAAUUGUAGGUCAGAUGCCGAGUUCAAGUGAAGUAGAGCCAUUGUUGGAGAUAGACAGGAAUGUUCGCAAACUACACGUGUUCCUCAGUAGCAAAUCCAGCAGUUCACCAAUGCUCAGUAUUUCUGAUCUCAAAAAAUUCUUGCCAUGUACAAUAAAUCUCGACCCUUACCUGAGGAAACUUAUCAGAAACCUGCAGCAACAGAUGACUCAGCCAGAGUUGCCCAUGAACUUGUAUAAUUCACCACCAAAUCUUGGUGCUACCAAGUCAAGCCAGGAACCAGCUGCUCAACUGAGAACCACACUGCAUAGAACUCCACUAGGGAAACAGCCAUUGGGAACUAUGCAUCCUAGUCACAUGAUGCCAUAUGGACCAAUGAUGUAUCCCCACAUGAUGGGCAUGCAGAAUCCAUACAUGAUGGGAAUGGGGGUGGUAGGAGCAGGUCCAGGGACUGUUGAAGAUGUAGCAGUUUCUUCCAAGAAGCCGAUCAAUCCUGGGCAAUAUAUAACAGGAUACAAAGGUGAAAUUCUGAGUGAACUGAGUACCAAUGAAGUAUCCACACUACUUGCACGUAUUGCUGGAAUAAAUCUUCAGCAAUUGCCAAAAUAUCAAGAUGCUGUGAUAGACAACAACAUAAAUGGUAUGGUGCUAUCUCAGUGUGAGCUUGAUGACCUGGGCAAAUGUUUGCAGAUGAAAUUUGGUGAUUGGCAGUUGUUCCUUACGGCAGUGAAAGCUUUGCGAGAGGCUGAAACUGAUCCACCUGAACAACCACAAAAGGAAGAAACUGAUAUUUCUGCAUCCGCAGUUAAACGAAACAAGUCUGGCAGUGGUGCAGAAAACAACAGUAGAACUAUACAUUUCUCUAGCACAGAUGAUGUAGUCAGCCCUCCUCAGAGAAAAAACAGCUUGGAGCAAGUGAAAUCAAGAGGAACAUUUAGACGCCAGUCAACUGUAGACACUGAUAAGGGAACAGAUUCCAAUCCAGCGUUUGAUAUGAUUGAGGAAGAGAUUGAUGAUGAUGAGGAAGUUAAACUGCCACCAAGUAGGUCAGCUGGUUCCAUGAAGAGGAAUGAUAGCGUUGUGGCGCAGAUGAUGUACGAGUCCAACCUGUUACACGAGUUUGUACACAAUUUUACAGAAAACGUUUCUGGAGAAGAUGAUAAUAACGAAGACAGUGCUGAAGAAAUGCUUCCAAAUGGAGAUAUAAUACAAGCUAUAAAGGCUGACAGUGACGUAGUUCAAACAUCUUCUGUAGAGUUUAGUUUAUUAAUGGAUCAUCAGCAUGAAGACGAGAACCAGUCACUCGGUUCAACUAUUCAUGAAUCAGAAAAUGAACCACUUCUGGCUCAUGUCAAGAGUUUUAAGAAGUCAACCAGUCUAGGUGGUCCAGUGCCUACUCUAAGACUACCUGAAUUUAAAACAGCCACGUUUGAUGGAAAAUCCAUAAGAAAAAAUGUCUAUUCUGAGCCGGAUCUCCUACACCCAGAGAAACAUGAGACCACGUUAUAUGAGGAGAAUCAGCCUUUACUUGCAACCUCGAAAUCAGUGUCAGUCACCUCCUCGGGAUUUGCUGAUACUGGUUUGUAUGCUCAGGGGUCAGUAAAAUCUAAUGAAAGUAUAAACUGUGUCUCUGUUGUAGAUGAGACUUCACCAAGACAAGACAACACGAGGGCAACCAGUAUAGAGGAAAGUAUACAAAUGUAUACAAUGCAAAAUGUAGGAACCAGUCAGAGGACUGGAGAUGCAGAAAGUCAGACUGGUACAGAGGUUCAAUUAAUAACCCAGAAAAAUAGAAAGGAAGAAAGAAAGUCUCCUGUGGAUUUUGUUUAAGGAUAUGCUCUCUGUCUAUAUUGUGUUUGUUUCAUACCACACAUUUAAUUAUAUGACUUUAUGAUUUGAUUUUAGUCUUACAGAGUUUUUUUUUUUUUAUUUUAUGAAAAUAUUUUUAUUAGAGAUUUAUAUUUUAACUUUUUUGUUUACUAUUAUAAUUUUUGAGAAAUGAUGUAAGUGAUAGGUGCAGAUUGAUUGUAGAGUGUAAGUUUAGUUAAUCUAUUCAGAGAAUAAGAAGGGCUAUUUUAUCAUUUCCCUGGCAUCACCAGCAUCAUCACCAUUGUCAUUGCAAUCGGGUAAAUGUUUUAUGACAAGCUUCUUAAUUUCACUACUACCCCUAUUAUCAUCAAACUUUACUCAAGGGUUGGUCUUGGGAAAGGGCAGACAUCUCAUAGUUUAGGGUCCAGUAUCCUAAAGGUCAAGGUCAUUAGGGUCAAAUAGUGCUCUUUAAAGAUUUAUGACAAUCUUCUUCAUUUCUCUAUAUCCUUAACUACUGCCUGAUAAUUAUCAAACCUCACAUAAGGAUUAACCUCAGUAUGUAUCAGAUAUCUUUUGGUUUAGGGUUAGAUAAUACAUUUU